AUGGCAGGAGCUGGCGAGAAAAAAGGAAAGAAGGAUGACAAUGGCAUCGGCACUGCAAUUGAUUUUGUGCUUUCCAAUGCCCGCUUGGUGCUCGGGGUGGGGGGAGCUGCUAUGCUGGGAAUUGCCACAUUGGCAGUUAAGAGGAUGUAUGAUCGCGCAAUCAGUGCCCCAGCAACUCCUUCCCGGUCCAGUCAAUCCGGUAAGCGGAGCUGGGAGGAGCCAAAUUGGUUAGGUUCAUCUACACGGCUUCUCAACAAGGACAUGAAGACCACAGUGAGCCGCAGCCUGCAGACCCUCCCCACCGAGCCGUCUGCAUUUGAGUCUUGUGACGAGUCACUUCGACCAAAGCCCCCAAGCCGCAAGUCCCACGGAGACCUAAAGAAGACCCGUCUGCGGCUAUCACUACAAGAGAAGCUCUUUGUUUAUUAUAAAAAACACGUAGCCAUCCCACCCGGAGAGCAGAGCUGCGCCAAACAGGCUGCCGUGGACAUCUGUGCUGAGCUGCGCAACUUCAUUCACAACAAGUUCCCAGAUAUGCCACUAAAGGACAUGCACCUGAGUGGAAGCCUCUACGACGAUUUGCAGGUGGUGAGAGCUGAUCACAUACAACUGAUGGUGCCCCUCUCUGUGGAGAUGAACUUGUGGUCUUGUGUACCAGGAGAAGAAACCAUUCUCAACCUCCCGGGCUUCUGUCUGCUUCGCCGGGAGAACCUGGAGUAUUUUCCGAGAGGGACUAGCUAUUGGGAUCGUUGUGUAGUCGGUGGCUACCUCUGCCCCAGGACUGUGGUGGCCACGUUUGAGAAAGUGGUAGCUGGCUCCAUCAACUGGCCAGCUAUUGGUAGCAUGCUGGGUUAUGUGAUUCGCCCAGUGGUGCCAUCUGAGAGCCUUAUCUUGGAGGUCCAAUAUGAGGAGGAGAGGAAACUUUUCAUUGACUUUCUGCCGUUGGUGGCUCUCGGGGAGCGAGCAGCAGUUGCCAAAUCUCAUCGGCUUCCUCGUUAUGUAAAUAUGUGGAGGUUGAGUCAGCGAGGAGCAGAAACUGCAGCUCUGAUAGGGCGAGAUCACCAGGACUCAGGUUUUCGCUGUCUCUGCCUGAAAAUCCUGAAGGCAAUAUGUCGUUACAACCCUCCUCUUGCACAUCUCACAGCUUCACACCUUACCAACAUCCUCCUCCACAUGUGCGAGAUGGAAUUAGACUGGUCUCAAGGGGCAUUAGCUGACCGGUUUCUCCAGGCAAUUAAAGAGACAGUCAGUUACCUGGAAAAGGGCGAGCUGCCUUCUGCCUUAGACCCCAAGGUCAACCUGUUUUCUGAACUCACAGCAGAGGAGGUAGACGAGAUGGGCUAUUUUCUGUAUUGCUCCAUAUCUGAGCCUGAGCUGCUACUAAGGACAGGGGAGUAAGGCCUGGUGUGGAAAUGCUAUGAAAAUGUUACAUGAAUAAAAUGGUGUUAACAUCACCCCUGGAAAGAGGGGCCUCUGUCUAGGGAUGAGUCAGGACAAACUAAACUGUGUAUUUCUUGUUAAUGUCCGGAAGGUGCAAUAGUGUGCUAAGGUCGGAAGGGGCAACCCUCCCUGGGGAAAGGUUGGUGUGUACAAAUGUAGCUCACAAAAUGGGGGUCUAAUAGUCGGUACAAAGUGGCAGGCGUGUACUGAUGUCCUUGUGCUAAUAACAUUCUCAGGGCUUUAUCUUUUAGAGUUGUCCCUUGCCUGGUACUUUAAGAGGUGGAAUUACUUACUUGGUUAUAGACAAUGUUAUAUUAAACCCAUUGGCUGCCAGGGGUGAUUUCAGCUCUCCUGGCAACCAAUGGGUUAAUGUAAACGUGGCACAGAGUUAACAUUGUGAUAUCUCCUUGUUACCUAAAUGAAAAACUUUCUGGAAACUCCCAUAGUUUGUAUUCCAUUUUUUUUAACCCUAGCCAGCUCUGGGAUAAGUAGAUACUACCUCCUAUAUCUGAUACUUAUAUACUUUUAUCUAGUAGCAUAUGGUCCUGAGGUUAGUGUGCAUAAAGUCACUUGGAAUUAGCCUUUCCGGUUGGCACCAUUUUAUGUGGAGCAUGGGAUGCACCCAAUAACGUGUUUCUUGGAAAUAAAGAUGCAAUAUUACAUGUGCCACGAGCAGGUUGUUUGCACCUUGGUAUGUUUUAGUUCUGAUGCAUAAGUGUCCACUUGCUGAACGUAGCACAACCUAAACAAAUUCACCCAAAGUGGCCUGUCCUGACUGUUAAUGUGACCAAUGAAUAUUGUGUUUUUGCCCAGAAGGCAUUGGCACUGCCAUGAUACCAGAGGUGAUGUAUGGUAGCCUGGUGUUGGAGUCAGUGCCGGAAUAUGUAAAAUUGCAUUACAAAUCUAUACCCAGUGCAUGUCGAGCCUUCCCUUCUGGUGCGGAGGUGAGCUGUGUCAGGGUAGCGACUACAAUAAGUGUCAGUAAAGUAACACACUGAGGAUUGUGACAAAUAGUGACUUCACGUAACCUUUAUAUGGGACUUUUCCUAAAUCAACUAAAGUGUGUGGCUUGUGAUGUCUGAUAUCCGGGGGUAUUGGUACCUGUAAUGUUACUUGGUUUCUGUGUUGUGCACCAACUCAGUAAGGUGAAUGGUGUUUAUGCUGUCUAUGUCUUGAUAAAACAGCUAGAGAAACCAACACACUGCUGCACUGUUACCAAGUGUUCUACUGUGAUCUGUGCUCAAUGCUGGUUUUACACUGCGACUGUGAGCACCAGUGCAGUUCCACAAUGACAGCACCAGGUGGAGUAGUUGGUACUAAAUACCAAUGGGGACACGCAUCCUUUUUUUUUUACAGACAUUUAGUAGCUGCUGCUAAAUAAUGAAUUUAGUUAUUGCUAAAGUGUUUAACCUAUACAUUUAUUGGUAGAGAAAAAAGUCUCUUGUAAAAGCGCAGCGAAUAUGCAGGUACAAAAAUGCGUGAUCUGUAAAUCUUGGCGUUGUUUUAAACAAUCGGUCUGGUACGCUGCGUAUAAUUUAUAGAUUCCCACAGAAUAGUUUCACAGACAUCAAACUUACUAAGUAUCUUAUGUCUGUAAGCAAUUUGUAAAUUAAAUAUCUCACACAUACACAAGAUUAAUAUGUGAAUCUUACCCCUUGCCCUGCAACACAAUAUGAACUUAUUGGAACUGCAAACGAUCCCCAUGAAAUGUUUGUAAUAUAAAACUUUGCAAUACAGGUAUUUAUUUAGUAUGUUUUUGCUGCAAUAUACAUCUGAAAAUUGUGCUUUUUCCUUUCCCAUAGUAUCUCCAUUAUCAUGCAGAUGUUUUCCUAAUCCUAUAACAUUCUCCACAGGGAUGGUUUUAGAUCAGAGCACAAUCGUAUAUCUGUAACAAACGGUCCAUAACAAAAGGAACAGAAAUGCCACCUGGAUGUUUAAGGUGUAUCUCUGGACCUUGUAAAGUUGCUAAGUGCUUGUUUUGCUAUGAAUUCGGUGUCCUUUUAACCCUUUGAUGGUGUGACAGUGUGCAGUGGGCUCAAGCCUCCUGUAAUUGGCGUAUUUUCUGCUCAGAUUAUUGCAGAGAUAAACAAGUGCUGCGUAAUGAACAAUAAGAUUUCUAGACAUUAUUUAUUGAACACUGCACUACAGUUGUGUCCUAUUACAAAUGUAUUUCCACCCUUUGGUAUUCCGCUUGGUGAUGUUACAUACUAAAUGUGUGCACAUCAGACUGUUCACGUCUCCUUCCCUGCACUCCCCAGCUAGCGAGGGUUUGUCCUUGAAGUAGCCAAAGCACCUCUGUAAUACUUGUCUAGUGUGCCUCCCCAGCUUUUGUGUCCUGUGUAUUACAUAAGAUGUCUUGCCUUGGAAGGUUGUUGUCUGGCCUUAAAGGGACAUUCCAGCCAAAAUUGUUUGGAAUCCACAUGGAUGCAUUUCAUUUUGGAAUAGAAGAAUUUUUAUAAUAUACAUGUAUUGGCAAAAAUGCUUCUGAUAUAUAUAUAUAUAUAAUUUCAAAGAUCUAUUUAAGUGUGCACCAGCAUUUCGAACACUGCACUUGCUCAAGUGCUUGUACCACCUGGUGAUUACUCCAUUUGUUCAUUGCUGAAAUGAUACAAGCCCCGCUGGCUCUAUGAGCAGCUGCAUUAUUUAAAAUGCAGGUGCACUAAGAAUAUCUAGCUAUGGCUCACGUGCAGAGAAAAGAUCACAAACAGUUUUACUAGAAGCAUUUUAGCUAACAUAUGUUUUAUGUAAUUCAUUUAUGUGCAUUUAAAUUUUGACCGGAAUGUCCCUUUAAUUGUGUCUGCCACCCAGAGAGGGCUGCAGAGCUUUUACUAUCGGUCUUCUGGAGUUAAUGUUAAUGUAAUUCCUUUACACCAAUCUGUGCACACAAAUGCAAUAACACAUGGGAACAGACACUGCGAAUCCCUGUAGAUUGAGAGAUGUGUGUAUUAACUCCUUUGCUGCCAGAGUCAGCUGAAUGAUCAGCAAUAUAUGACAGGACGCUCUGGUAGCAAAGAGGGAAAUGAUCCAUGAAAUAGUUAUUUAUCAGUGAAAAUGGGAUGGAAAAAUGUAACCUGCAUGAUUUUUUUUUUUUUUUUUUUUUUAAUUUGAUUUUAAGGAGAGAGUGAUAUAACCAAUAAAUUCUAUUAAAACUA
Bombina bombina (fire-bellied toad) is the source of this 4592-nucleotide messenger RNA. RefSeq names its product mitochondrial elongation factor 1 (gene MIEF1). Gene Ontology annotation, biological process: positive regulation of mitochondrial fission; mitochondrion organization. The record is from RefSeq and is a predicted model, not a curated record. Bases 1 to 1398 code for a protein of 465 amino acids. The transcript is spliced from 4 exons. Gene Ontology annotation, cellular component: mitochondrial outer membrane. NCBI's taxonomy places the organism in Eukaryota, Metazoa, Chordata, Amphibia, Anura, Bombinatoridae.